Messenger RNA from Colletotrichum paranaense, 1356 nucleotides. RefSeq lists its product as uncharacterized. Lineage: Eukaryota; Fungi; Ascomycota; Sordariomycetes; Glomerellales; Glomerellaceae. The coding region runs from base 1 to 1356 and encodes 451 amino acids. The transcript is spliced from 2 exons. Gene Ontology annotation, molecular function: protein binding. Gene Ontology annotation, cellular component: cytoplasm; nucleus. The record is from RefSeq and is a predicted model, not a curated record.
AUGGAUGGGCGAAUUGCAAGGCUUCAGGGGGCUGCGAAAGAGCUAGAGAGUUGGGUUGGCCUUGGUUGCCUUGUGAUAGGCUGGUGCAUAUGCGUCCGUCCCGUGGGUUGGUUUUUCUUGGGUGUAUGUGUGGGCGUGUCAGGUAUUGGCGAGGCUGGCGUUUUCUGUCGGCUCAACAAAAGCCGUGCUGACGACGUUGAGGAGUGUCAUCUAGCAAUUUGUCGUCUCUUCUUUGCCAGACGUCUUAUAUCGAGCGCGGAUUCCGACUUCGAUAAACAGAAUAGUAUACCAGCAACAGCAGUACCGACGAUGGUUCGUGAAGUCAAUACCAGGCCCGAAAUUCGGGAAACGGAGGCGCGGCGGCGCGAGUUGGCUGAGGUUGCUCUCGCGGUGAAGCCUGAGGUGUACGGUUCCGGUGUAGAUGCCAUGUUGGACAGACAGCUUCAGGAGCUUGUGGACAAUCACAAAGCUUCUGGCUCCGGCGAAAUCAGCAAGGAGGUCUUGAUGGAUCCCAAGCCUCGUGAAGCUAUCGACCAGGGAUGGGUCGACGUUGGCGACGCCACGACCGAAGCGUCUCUCGAUACACAAGGUACAGGAACCGGUGAGCGAGAACCGAUCACCGUAAACGCUUCAAGAGCAGGGACCGACCUGGACAUAAAACUACACGAAAUCACUGCUCAGGGAUCCCUGAGUGAAAUACGGGAUCUUUUACAACAGGGAGCGAACCCAAACACAUUAUCCGCCCAAGGAACCCUUCCCCUCUGCGAACACGCCCGGCGCGGAAACAUGGACGCGGUCAAGUCACUCCUCGACCACGAAGCCGAUAUCAACCUAUCCGACGCGAGCGGUCGAACAGCGAUAUCCUACGCCGCGGAAACGACGAACCCGGCGAUGGCCCGCUUGUUGAUGGUGGUCCCGGGCAUAGACGUGAACCUCAAAGACAGUGAGCUUCGGGCGCCGGUGUGGUAUGCCCUCUGCGCGUGGAUCAAGUCCGGUCGGAUCUUUGUUCCUGAUACGGAUACAUUGUUUGUGCUUCUUGAGGAUGAGAGGGUGAGGGUUGGGGAUGUCGAUGGGGAGGGGAGGGGGUUGCUGCAUCUUGCUGCUGCGGCUGGGGCUGCGGAUCUUGUGGAGUUUUUGUGUGGUAGGGGUGAUGUUGAUGUGAAUCGUCGAGAUGGGAGGGGACGUACUGCUGUUGCGUAUGCUUUGGGGUGGAAAGAUGUUGGGGUGCUUGGGGUGUUGUUGAAGUAUGGUGCUGGGAUCACGGUGGUUCAGGGGAAGGGGUUUGAGGUUGUUUCUCCGAGGCGGAGGAGAAGGUGGGUUGAAGGGCGAUGGUGCUAUGCUCGUAUCAUAGACUGA